Molecule: messenger RNA, 823 nt
Organism: Micropterus salmoides (largemouth bass)
Lineage: Eukaryota; Metazoa; Chordata; Actinopteri; Centrarchiformes; Centrarchidae
Product: actin-associated protein FAM107A
Biological process (GO): regulation of actin cytoskeleton organization; actin filament polymerization; actin filament bundle assembly
Cellular component (GO): synapse; neuron projection; stress fiber
Source: RefSeq, a predicted model, not a curated record
AUGGAGUCAAAGCUGAAGGCUCUGCAGGUCAGUCAAACCAUAAAGGCUUCCAGGACUCACAAUGAGCUUCACAAGGAACUGCUACUGGCCCACAAGAGGGGUCUGGCGCUGAGCAGCAGGUCAGAACUUCAGCAGGCGCUGGAGAGGAGGAAGAGGGUGCAGAGUGUCCGGGAAGAGGAGGGACAGAGCAGGACUCCUCUGGAGGAUGUGCUGCUCAGACGUCAGCAGAAACAACUUGAGAUGGAAAAGGAGGAAGAGGAGAAGAUAGGAGAGGAGGCCCAGUUGAUGGAGUUUGUUAGAGUCCGACAGAACCUAAGAAAGAUCCACUCAGCGAUCCAGAACAAGGCUGCAAACGCCAAUGCUACAGAGGAAUGCCCCCAAAAUGUCAAAUGAACUUUGGUCUAGUUGUGUAUUUUGAGUUUAUUGCCCGUCACCUGCAAAAACAACAACAAGGUGCAAGCUGAAAGACAGUUCGUAUGAAUGGAUUUAAUAAUGAUAGAUAAGAUACAGACUUAUGGAACAGUAUUCUUUUAUAGCUAUGUAAAGAAAUGUCUUCUACCGCUGUGUGUAAGUCAAAUAUUUGUAAGUAUUUUUGUUUGACAUAGUUGUUAUUUAUCAACAGUAUGUUGUAGAACCCCAGUAUGAUCUCCUUUGACUUGAGUGAGACAUUGAAAGAAUCUGACAACAAUACCUGGAAACCUUAUGAAGCUAUGUAAAGUACAGUAUAUUUUGUUGACAUAAUGUUGAGAUCAAGCAGGAAUCCAAUGUAAAAUGACCCUACUUCCCAGCUUGUUUAUUACCUCAGUAAACACUUUCCUAAUGA